UAAAUCAGUUUGCCAGAUUACUAUUUUAUGAUGGCAGAGAAGUUCCAUGGUGCUGACAGUCCUCAAGGAUGCCAGGGAAAGGGCAGGAGAGCGAUCUUGAAGUCCACCAAGAAGGCAUGGAUCCCCCUGAAUGAGCAGCUGCCUCCUGGCAUGGAAGGGGACAUCCACGGUAGCACCAACCCCACACAGGAUUUCAAACAAGAAAGCAUUCGGCAAUGGCUGGACUCUGGAUUCUUUGUCUCUCUAAACGAAAAAUUUCAGCAAGGCAUCGACCACCCUGUGUUUUUGCAUGAACAAGGAAUGGCUCAGAUGACUGUGAAAGACUACAUGAGAUCUCUGCAUCCAUUUCCAGAAACGCCUACCCUUUCUAGAGCAACCAGUUUCAACUCUUGCCAUUCUGCUGCAAGUAUACCACAAAGCAUUCCCGAAUGGCUGGAGUUUUGGGAAAAAGAUCCUGUGGAGAUCCUCUUGGAUCUGGGGUUUGGUGUUGACGAACCAGACAUCUGCACACAAAUCCCAGCCAGGUUCCUUGGUUAUGGUUCUGCAGCCAAAGGAAUCGACAUCCCUGUGUUUCUGGAAGCUCAAAAGCAGCGGAUGGACUUUGAGACCCCUAACUUGUAUGGACGCUUUCAACAGCUAGAAAUCCUGGACCAUGUGACCAAUGCCUUCACAUCUUUGCUGAAUGAUGUUAACAUCCUGCAGAAAAAAGCUGAAGAGAAAAACGAAGGAAAUGUCUCCAUAACUGAGACCAAAGAACAUCAGAGAAAAAUGAGUGAACUCUUAAGAAGAGCAUCAAAACAAAGUAUAAGGAGGGAUUGUAGCCCAGAAACAUUGGAGUCACUGAAGACGAAGGAUGGAAUUUUCAAUCAAGCUGCAAAACCAGGAGCAUGCAGAACAGAAUUAUUAGGGAUGGCAAGCAAUCAUAGCCGAAGGUAUACCCGUCCUUUGACCAAGCACCGGACUCUCCAAGCCUGUGAUGACUCACCACUUUGUCAUCCUCCCCAAGCUCUUCAGCAUGAGCCGGGUCCUGUCUCAUCCAGGCUGGCCCAGAAGACUCCACCUUCCAGCAUGCCUGAUGGGCCAGUCAAGGACAGAACUCCAAAAGAGUACUCAACUCAGACUAGCACAUUCAAAACCAUGUUUCAUCUUGCAAAUGAACCUCUGGACUCAUUUGAAAUGGAAGAGGUUCAGAGUUUUGAAGAAGAUGCUGGCCAUUCUCUUGACAUGAUUUCAGGAACUUCAGGCACUGGGGUAAACAGAACCAACAGCUGCCAGUCAGACAGCAGUGGGUUUCUGGAAGAGCCACCAGAACCACUGCCUCUCCAGAUUCCUCUGUUGCCAAGUAGCCAGAGUCUUAGGAAUCAGAGCCGUGGUUUAGCACCAUCCCAGGACUGUCAGCAAGAGUCUGAUGAGUCAGAUACCAAGAGCAUGGUGAGCACAUCAAUUUCAAGCCAAGACUGGAGCGUCUUGGAAGAAAAGACCUCAGUAUUGAUAGAGGAGGAAGAAACUCAGCUUGGUAUUCUGGAGGAUCCACCAGAGCUGUUGAUCCCAGAUAUGAUCUCGAACAAGACCACUGCUGGGAGAGCACAUCUAGGGAAGGGCACCCCAAUGCCCUACUCUGAACAUAAGGUUGUUGGAGGUGCAGCCACAUCUACAUAUGAUUGCCCUCUAGGAUUUACAGUGUCCCACAGCACAGAAGUAAAAGACGGGUUUCUGAAACCAGAGGCAACUGGGAAAGUACCUGUGGAAAGCCACUGUGCGUCACCAAGGUCACCUGAAACUGAACAUGCUCAAGAUGAAUUCCUUCAUGUUGACUCUGAAGCUUCAAGAGAAGAAAACAGCCAAGUCUGUUCAGACAUCAACAGCACAGUACUGACCCUUGAAAACCCACCACAGCUUCUCCCCAGGCUCAGGGAUGUCGCAUCCCAUACAGACAACUAUAUUCAAGGCUGUGACGAGCCUAAUCUUUCCCCAGGUAAACUGGCUGAAGAGACACCCCAGGCAAAGACAAUGUAUAGUACUUUGGACCAAAUAUCAUCUAUGGCAGAAGCGGAGAUGGGAAACAUUUCUCCAAAUGCUGACUCAAACUCUGGCAAGCCCAGGUCUGUGACCAUCCAUAUGCCCUCCAAUCUGAUGCCAGCUGCUCAGAGUACUGUGGCCUUGGGGAUAGAUUCUAUAGGAACAGCUUUAGAAUGCACCAUGUGUGACCCAAUUACCUCCACAGGACCAGGGCUGAGGACAGAAGCAAGACAGUCCAGAGAUGCUUCCAUUCAGACUUAUCUAUGUGAACCCGGGGCCUGGCACUGUUGUGCAUGCUCAAGUAACAAGACCCUGGCACAUGGACAUAAGCCCCUCACCAAAUCUGUCUCUCUAGACGCAGGCUUCCCUAAUACCUACUCGGUGGGCACCUGCCAUGGCACACCUGUCCACUGCUGUAUCUGUUGUCAUCACCGUUCACACUGCUACACACAGGGGUCAGGCCCUGGUCCCACCCCCCAAGCCUAUAGACAUCACCCACACUCACACAGCCCUCAUCCGGAAGUUGAGUUCAUGAAGACUUUGAAAGUCCUCCAGGACACUGCAGUGAGAGAGCUAUGUGCUUGCACAGUCCAGGAGAUGGAAACCAUGCAGACAGUAUGCCAGAGUUUCCGGGAGCAUUUAGAGGAAAUUGAACAGCACCUUAAGGGACAACAGGAGAUCUUUUCCAGGGACAUGUCAGAGGAGGAAAGGGAGGAGGCCAGGCAACUGCAGGCACUACGCAAGGCUCUGAGGCAGCAGGUGGAAGAGCUGGAGUUUCAGUUGGGAGAUCGCGCUCAACAAAUACGAGAGGGUAUUCUGUCUCAGCUCGAGCUGUUCACAGGGGAACCAUCUGAAACCCAUACAGAUUUGUAUCAAUGUAACUGGACAGGAGGAACAAGGGGUCUGAUGUCAAUCCACCCAGCCAUGGCCCCCAGGGCUGCCUUUUCCCGAGAUGGUGGGCAGCAGGCUCCUAGCUCAGGUUUUGCCCAGGUGGAGAGCGAUACCAGGAUGUCCCUUCCAAGUCUGGCUCCUGCAGAGUGGGGUCUGACCCCUUUAUCAAAUUGUCCUGCUGGUGAAAAGGAUACUACAGUCUUCCUCUAA
Molecule: messenger RNA, 3120 nt
Organism: Chrysochloris asiatica (Cape golden mole)
Lineage: Eukaryota; Metazoa; Chordata; Mammalia; Afrosoricida; Chrysochloridae
Gene: ITPRID1
Product: coiled-coil domain containing 129
Exons: 13
Coding region: 28-3120 (1030 amino acids)
Molecular function (GO): signaling receptor binding
Source: RefSeq, a predicted model, not a curated record